This is a messenger RNA of Mytilus californianus (California mussel), 1494 nucleotides long. RefSeq names its product low-density lipoprotein receptor-related protein 5-like. The coding region runs from base 62 to 1417 and encodes 451 amino acids. The record is from RefSeq and is a predicted model, not a curated record. Lineage: Eukaryota; Metazoa; Mollusca; Bivalvia; Mytilida; Mytilidae. The transcript is spliced from 7 exons.
CCGUAGUAUAAGUCAACAAAUAUUUUAUAGACAAUUUUGUUAUUAUUAGUAUUCCAAUUGCAUGGCUGUUAACUACAAAAAGGGCUUGCGAACUUAUGAAAAUGAAAAGUUUGACAGAAAUGAAACUGUCGUUGGGGAUGAAGAUGAUGAUCAACAAUAUUAUGAGGAAAUUGCUGAGUAUGUUGAUAAUGCGUCGGAAGAAAAAAAGAAUCAAAACAAAUAUACAGGUUGGAAUGAACGUGGUAAAAGUAAAUCUAGAAAUUCACACAACAAGAAAAAGUUUGGGAACAACAGAAAUGAAAACACAAAAGACAUAGAAUUACAACUACCUAUUAAACAAAGACUGGAGCGUGUUGGAGUAGUGAACAGAACGUGGAGAACUGCAUGUGUAGUAUCUGGCUUUGUAUGUAUUGGUUUAAUGUCAGUUAUUGGUGUGCUAGUGUGGUUACUACUAUCAACGAAGGUGUCUCAAUGUGAUCAUGAACUCGAACGAAGUCUUCCUAAUGGAAAUCACUCCGUUUCCACAGACAAACCAAUCAGCAACUGCCAUACUGGUUUUUAUGGAGAAAGAUGUGAAGCUGAAGAAACUACAAAACUCCUAUAUACAAUCCAGACCAGCAUACGGCUACUUGAUGAAAAUAGUAGUAUUAAGAUAGAAAUAGCUAACACUUCAAAUGCACUGGAUAUUGAUUAUCACGAAACAAAAGGCUUUGUGUACUGGACGGAAUUGGAAUCAGCAAAAAUUUCAAGAACUCGUUAUCCGCCAACCAGCAGUGAAAGGAUUGUAGAAGUUAUUGUUUCAGACAGUAAAGGCAUUCCUGAUAGUAUUGCAGUUGAUUCUGAUAAUGAUCACAUCUAUUGGACAGACAGAGGACUUGACAGAAUAAUGAGAUCAAAUUUAGAUGGUUCAAAUAAAAUUCUAAUUUUAGAUACUGGUCUCAAAAUGCCCAGAGCAAUAGAACUAGAUACAACCGAUCGAUGGAUAUAUUUUAGUGACUGGGGCUCUACACCGAAAAUUGAAAAGUGUAUGUUUGAUGGAAGUAGUAGGCAGACAAUCAUCACGACUGAUGUUAAAUGGCCGAAUGGCAUUGCAUUAGAUUUCUUUCAAAAACGGCUAUACUGGUGUGACGCAGGACUGAACCAGAUCAAAUCUGCCAAAUUCGAUGGUUCUGAUGUACAAGUCAUAUUAAAAAGUUCUCUUUUAGUGCCAAAACCCUUUAAUAUUGACAUUGAUGACGAUAACAUAUACUUUACAGACUUCGAUAAUCAAGCAAUUUUUAAAUUGUCAAAAUCAUCAUUAACACUAGAAACCGUACAAAAAGGAAAUGGCCAUCCAUUGGGUUUGAAAGUUUAUAGAGUAAGUCUUGGUAAGGAUAAGAUACAUCAACAUCAACUGCAGAACAAGAAACAACAUUAGGAACUACCUCAAAAGAUUCAAUAACGAUAAAAACAGAACUUCAAACAACAGCAGUAACUAGCGAGCAAGAAACAACA